This is a messenger RNA of Camellia sinensis, 1602 nucleotides long. RefSeq lists its product as uncharacterized. Gene Ontology annotation, cellular component: chloroplast envelope. The record is from RefSeq and is a predicted model, not a curated record. Lineage: Eukaryota; Viridiplantae; Streptophyta; Magnoliopsida; Ericales; Theaceae.
CCACAAAUAAUAACGUGCGCCGGACGACCUUCGUCCUGAACGGUUGGACAUAUAUCGUCUCACUCACAUUCCAUCUUCUCUCUCUGUCUCAUCUUCCCUGCUAAGAAGCAGUCGCUGGUCAUCAAUCUUCACGCUCCAAACCAACCCACCUUAAAACCCUAAAACCAUCUCCAUUCAAGAACACAAUAAACUUAUAUACCAAAAACCUAACUCACUGAUCGCCACAUCAAACUCACUGGGUUCUCACAAUGUCACUCACACCCCAAACCCUCCUAGGAAUUUCCAACUCUCGCAUUUCUUUCUACUUCACAAACACCACUAUCACUUCUCUCCAAACCCCCAAUUUUUCUCUCUCGUUUUCCUCCAAACACUUCUCAAAUCUUCCACGUUUUCGGAUUCUAACUACCAAACCACCAAACCCCAGCAAUUUUAAAUCUUUCAAUACCCAUCAUUGGCCUCUCAGAGCUUUCGAAUUGAACGGAACUGUACAGAAAUCAGACAGUGCUGAUAGUGUCAAUUUCGAUGCUUUUCUUUCAGUUGUUGAAUUUCUGUGUCUUGCUUCUUCUGUUGUGAUUUCGAUUGGGUUUGCUUUAAAUUCUGCAAUUUCGAGCUCGCAGAAGCCAAUUAUUGCGUGGUUGGGGAAUAGGGUUUUUGUGUGGCAGUCUGUUCUGUUGGUGGCUGCACUGGUCAUUGGUUCUUUAAUUCGGAGACGGCAGUGGAGGAGAUUAUGUGCGGAUGUUUCGAGGUCCGGGGUUCCGGGCAUUAAUUUGAUCGAGAGGAUUGAGAAAUUGGAGGAGGAUCUUCGGAGCUCGACGACUAUUAUUAGGGUUUUGUCCAGGCAGCUUGAGAAAUUAGGGAUUCGUUUUAGGGUUACAAGGAAGAAUUUGAAAGAGCCCCUUGCUGAGGCUGCAGCUUUGGCUCAAAAGAACUCUGAAGCCACUCGAGCAUUAGCAGUGCAAGAAGACAAUCUGGAGAAGGAGCUUUCUGAAAUUCAGAAGGUGCUGCUUGCAAUGCAGGAACAGCAGCAAAAACAACUUGAACUCAUUCUGGCAAUUGGAAAGACUGGAAAGGUGUGGGACACCAAGCGGCGACCCAGUCAAGAUCAGGAAGCAAUUGAGAAAUCCAAGGGAACAAAACAGAUGGCAACCCCCAAAAUCCAAGCUCUGACUGUAAAGAAGGAAUCUGAGAACGACAGAGCCUAGGGUUUUGAAGUAGCAAAUGCAGAUGGAUUUGCUGAAUCCUGUUUUUGGUGCUGAAAGCUGAAUAAUUUGAUCCUGUUUUAUUCAAGGCGAGGCGGUUGGGCUCUGCUGAUUGGCUUUUUGGCCCAUAUUGUGGGAACCGGAGGGUUGGAAUGGAAGAACAGGGAGGAUUGCAAUAGAUGGCGACCUUUUUCCCCUUUUAAAUUUGUUUUUGGCUGGUUGUGUAAGGUCGCCAAAAUCAAAAGGGACCUUUGUUAAUUAGAGCCCCGUUUGGUAAAAAAAAUUAUUUUCAGCCUUCUCAGCUUAAGCUUCAGCUUUGAUUGUUGUACUUUGGCGAAGUCUUCUGUUUGGUAAAACAAUCUCAGAUUUUUCAGCUUAAACUCAAAAGCAGUUGUUUUAUUUA